Molecule: messenger RNA, 1002 nt
Organism: Lotus japonicus
Lineage: Eukaryota; Viridiplantae; Streptophyta; Magnoliopsida; Fabales; Fabaceae
Exons: 4
Coding region: 161-739 (192 amino acids)
Molecular function (GO): acid phosphatase activity
Source: RefSeq, a predicted model, not a curated record
GACCUUGAGAUCCUCAUUAUGAGGGAUAAUUUUAAUGUUCCUUAGUCGUUUUUAGUUUUGCCGUUAAUUUUCCGAUGUAGAAAAAAAAAAAUUCAGAACAUUUCAAAAUUUUGGGACUGAAAAGUCUCAAACCAGAAAGCAUAGAGAGAGGGGGAGAGAGAUGGCGGAGCAUGCGACGGAGAAGGUGAAGGCGGAGGCAGUGCAGAAAAUCGAAUCGUUUGAAGUUCUGCCAAAGCUUGUCGUCUUCGAUCUCGAUUACACUCUCUGGCCUUUCUACUGUGAGUGUCGAUCGAAGCGUGAAACGCCUUCUCUGUAUCCCCACGCAAAGGGCAUAUUAAUGGCGCUGAAGCAGAAAGGAAUCGAUGUUGCCAUUGCUUCUCGAUCACCAACCUCUGAUAUUGCUAAUGCUUUUCUCAACAAAUUGAACCUCAAUUCAAUGUUUGUUGCCAAGGAAAUAUUUUCAAGCUGGACGCAUAAAACUGAUCAUUUUCACAGAAUUCAUUCAACCACUGGGGUUCCUUUCAGCUCUAUGCUCUUCUUUGAUGAUGAGAAUAGGAACAUCCAAGCGGUCUCUAAAAUGGGAGUGACAAGCAUUUUGGUUGGAAAUGGUGUAAAUCUUGGAUCACUAACUGAAGGCCUUGCACAAUUUGCUAGAAACUGGAAUGCAUCGCAGAAGAACAAGCAGAAAUGGCUCACUGACUACUCUAACAAGCCAAAUACCUCAAACCAUGCUCCCUGAAAUUUAAUAUCCAAUUGGAAUAUAUGUGUGUGGAUUUUAUUCAGAAUCUCAUUGAUGAAUUUAAAUGUUGUAAUUCAAGAAUAUUCCUAAUGGAAGUCAUUGCUGAGUGAUAGUCUGAAAAUACUGUAUCAAUACAUAAGAAGAGCUUGUAAGGCAGCCUCCAUCAUGAACUCAUGAUCCAUAAACAUGUAUCUGUGUCUUAUAAGCUGUUAUACUUUGCAUUAAUGUUACCAGAAAUUUUGAAUGGUAAAAUUUGUUGAUAA